UCUAUCUCCAGUCUCUUUUACGCACCGAUUAUGCGCGCUGGUACAGGAACUCUGAUUGCUCCGCGUUUAGUCGCUGCACUGCGCUUUUAAUACCCUCCAUACGGACUAAUAUGAAACAAGUGGAUGUAGACGUCUGACAGAGCUCAGAGAGGAGGCAGGCGCAUUUCUUGUGGAUCAUUCUGCUGCUUUUCCCUUUUUUCCUCCCCUCCUUCUCUCUCGCUCUCUACCGGAGCGUCAGCAUGGAUGUCUUGGCGAACCACGGCAUCUUUCAGGAACUUCAGCUCGUCCACGACACCGGCUACUUCUCAGCCAUGCCAUCGCUGGAGGAGAACUGGCAGCAGACCUGCCUGGAGUUGGAACGUUAUCUGCAGACAGAGCCCAAGCGUCUCUCAGAGCUUUUUGACCAGGACCUGGACGGCCUCCUUACUCCGGCCUACAUGAAAGAGGAUGGUGAGGAAGACCUUUCAGAGGCCCUGUUUCCCGGCCUGCCAAGCCUCCCUGAACCUCCAAGCUCACCUCCAGUGACCCUGUGUCCAAUGAGACAAAACGUAACUGCAACAAAAGACCUCAAACCCAAAGGGCAGGGGCUGGAAAAUUCAGAAGGAACGGAAGGGGUCCACCAGGCCCAGCUGAGUGCUGUUACCUCUCUAACUCCCCCGUCUUCUCCGGAGCUGGGCCGGCACCUCGUUAAACCCAGCCAGACGCUGACAGCCUCCGCAGAUGGGACCCUCACCUUAAAGCUCGUGGCCAGGAAGGUUGGGCUCAGCGCAGCCCGACUAGUGGUUGGCCACACACUUCCAGUCCAGGUGAAGGACGAAGAGGAAGGGUCAGCAUGCCUGAUCGGGGUCGGAGAGCUACCAGAGAACAAGAAGAGGAUCCACCGCUGCCAGUUCAAUGGCUGCAGAAAGGUGUACACCAAGAGCUCCCACCUAAAAGCCCACCAGAGGACACAUACAGGUGAGAAGCCGUACAAGUGCUCAUGGGAGGGCUGCGAGUGGCGAUUCGCCAGGAGCGAUGAGCUGACGAGGCACUAUCGCAAACACACCGGUGCCAAGCCUUUUAAGUGCAACCACUGUGACAGGUGCUUCUCGCGGUCGGAUCACUUGGCGCUGCACAUGAAGAGGCACAUCUGAGGAGUUUGUAAGACGUCUACGGGAGUGGAAGAACGGGGAAGUGAAAGAAGGAGAUGGACUAUCAACAGCUGAAAAUGAAGAAGAAGGAGAGAGAUUAAUGGACUUGAAACGCACCAGAUUUAAUCAGAUAAAGGAGGACCAGAUAGGGGUCUGACCAUAUGCAGAAACCAACUACUCCAGAGUGGCUUUGUCAGUCUGAGCUCAAACCUUUUGGUCCAUUUAUAUGGAAUCACCAAUGCCAUUGGCAACAGCAUUUUAGUCCUGAAGGAUAGAAAUCCCACCCUUUGUAUGUGUUUUUAAAGGGGAUGGUAGAGGACAAGCGAUUAUAUCUGGCACUCUUCAUUGGCAGCUCAUUAUUUUCAUCAUCCCCGAGUGGUCCCUCAUUGACAACCAUCCAAAACAUUAAGCAGCAUUGUUCCACAAGACAAUUGUACAGUCACACUUUUUCAACAUUCCUGCUCUUCAGAAACUCACGGAUUCAGAAAAAACACAUCUUGAACUGUAGUCCGUUUUCAUUCUGUCAAACCUGCCACAGCCUUUAGAAUCACCUUGUAGUUUUUCGUCUGACAAGCUGGGCAACUCCCAAAUGGACCCAUUGACAUAUCCUGCUUUGAUGGCAUUGAAGCACUGGCUUCAACUGGUUGGAGUCCUCAAAGACUUAUAAACUGGAUCGUGUUGCACCGAUGUGUGGUCAUUUUGUUGCACUGACUUACUCCCAAGAUCAACAUCUACUGAAACAGACUUCUCUACUCUGGGAAUGUCAGAUUAAACUGAGCAUCUUGAGAGAUGUAAGGCAGCUUUCUAAGAGUGUGUUUCUUCUUGAGAUCUUAUCAGUUGUUGUCAAAAACAGUUGCACAAUUGACUCUUUCCAACUUUUUGUAAAAAAUGUUCCAACGUCCAAAUGAAACGCUGGCUUUCACAUGCCACUUGAGCACAAGUUCAAGCCGCUAGCCAACUGCGAUAGCACACCGAACACAAACAAGUUCACUAUGUAUUUAAAGGCUAUUUUGUUUCUAAGAAGAUCCUGUUACUUGUUUGACAAAGACUAUUUUAAAUAGACACCUAGCGAAGAACUCACAUGAAAUGGAUGCAGCCAAAAGGAAAGAAAAAACGGAUGCCUGAAAUGAUCUCUUUGAGCUUUGAGAGUGAUUGGCACCAAACUAGCCACUGGACUGAGACGAUCCAGCGCACAGCACACAUUCCUGCAGAAUUCUUCCAAUUAAGCAUCUCUCUGACUUGACUUCAAAUAAAAAAAAAUUUUUUUAAAUGCAUUGGACAGCUCUGUGAAUCUGGCUCUAUGUAUAUCUAGGACCAUUUCUGCUUACUUCCUCACUAGCAUGUAUGUCAGAAUGCUUACAUUUUCCCCCGCUAGACUGAGUCUUAGGAAGGCAUAUUCAAUCAAACAAUUGGGUCCUGUCAGAGAAAAUCAAUGUGAAUGUAUCUGUUGCAAUCCUGGCCAUUUUGCAAAACCCAUUAAAACACUUGAGAAUGGUGGGUGAGACCAUACUA
Messenger RNA from Girardinichthys multiradiatus, 2642 nucleotides. It is a transcript of the gene klf7a, whose product is annotated as Kruppel-like factor 7a. The transcript is spliced from 4 exons. NCBI's taxonomy places the organism in Eukaryota, Metazoa, Chordata, Actinopteri, Cyprinodontiformes, Goodeidae. The coding region runs from base 240 to 1133 and encodes 297 amino acids. The record is from RefSeq and is a predicted model, not a curated record. Gene Ontology annotation, molecular function: RNA polymerase II cis-regulatory region sequence-specific DNA binding; DNA-binding transcription factor activity, RNA polymerase II-specific. Gene Ontology annotation, biological process: regulation of transcription by RNA polymerase II.